Messenger RNA from Amblyraja radiata (thorny skate), 1506 nucleotides. It is a transcript of the gene uba5, whose product is annotated as ubiquitin-like modifier activating enzyme 5. Lineage: Eukaryota; Metazoa; Chordata; Chondrichthyes; Rajiformes; Rajidae. Bases 103 to 1230 code for a protein of 375 amino acids. Gene Ontology annotation, biological process: protein ufmylation. The record is from RefSeq and is a predicted model, not a curated record. Gene Ontology annotation, molecular function: UFM1 activating enzyme activity. Gene Ontology annotation, cellular component: cytoplasm; cytosol. The transcript is spliced from 12 exons.
CGGUGUCCGCCGGCCGCCGACGCGCUGUGACAGCGGCACCGGGACGCCAGGGGGAGCGGCGGCGGCUCUGUGGCACCGGGACACCGGGACCGGGACGCGGUGAUGGCGGCGGGCGGGGAGCGGCCCGCGGGCCGAAUGAGCGCCGAGGUGACCGACUCCAACCCGUACAGCCGGCUGAUGGCGCUGAAGCGGAUGGGCAUUGUGGAGGAUUAUGAGAGGAUCCGGCAGUUUGCCGUGGCCGUGGUGGGCGUUGGCGGAGUGGGCAGCGUGGCGGCGGAAAUGCUGACAAGGUGCGGCAUCGGUAAGCUGCUGCUGUUUGAUUACGACAGAGUGGAGCUGGCCAACAUGAACCGCCUCUUCUUCCAGCCGCACCAGGCCGGGCUCAGCAAGGUGGAGGCAGCCAAGGGCACGCUGAGGAACAUUAACCCUGAUGUGGAGUUUGAAGUUCACAACUACAAUAUCACGACACUGGACAACUUCCAGCACUUCAUGGACCGAAUCAGGGGCGGUGGGUUAAUCGAGGGGAAGGCCGUGGACCUCGUGCUCAGCUGCGUGGACAACUUCGAAGCACGGAUGGCCAUUAACGCGGCCUGCAAUGAGCUUCCCCAGGUGUGGAUGGAGUCCGGAGUGAGUGAGAACGCCGUCUCAGGACAUAUCCAGCUCAUUAUUCCCGGAGAAACCGCCUGCUUCGCGUGUGCACCCCCCCUGGUGGUGGCGGCCAACAUUGACGAGAGGACCUUGAAGCGAGAGGGGGUGUGCGCUGCCAGCCUGCCCACGACCAUGGCCAUCGUGGCCGGCCUCCUGGUACAGAACGUCCUCAAGUAUCUGUUGGGCUUUGGCUCGGUGAGUUACUACCUGGGGUACAACGCCAUGCAGGACUUCUUCCCCACCAUGAGGCUGAAGCCAAACCUGCAAUGUGACGACAGGAGCUGCUGUCUCCAACAGGAGCAGUACAAGAAAAGAGAAGCGGAACGACCAAAGACAGAAACAGUGGAGGAAAAGGAGGAGGAAGAGAUGAAACAUGAAGACAAUGACUGGGGUAUUGAGCUGGUCUCGGAGAUCUCUGAAGAGGAAUUGAAGGCAGCUUCGGGAAGUGUCCCGGAUUUACCGCAGGGAAUUACCGUGGCUUACACCGUGCCCAAUCAACAGACCCCGCCGGACAAUGCCGAAGUUGUAGGAGACACGGGGCAGAGUCUGGAGGAGCUCAUGGCCGCCAUGAAGAGUCUAUGACCAUCGACCGCCCACCACAGCCGCCACCCUGGGUUAGAUGUGGUGACCCCCCCAGACCCUGGGGUGGUGCCUCUGGGCUCUGGCAUGGACAGCCAGCCACGCGGGGCAGUGGCAUCUAAACCCUGCUCACUCUCUCUCUCUCUCUCCCCCCCGCUCUGUGUCCAUCACCUUUACGGUCAGAGAUGCCUGAACAUCUCUUCUUUGCAUUCCCCGAGCGGCCGCUACGAUUGUAAACGCUACCGCUCUGCCCAAUUAAACUGUGCUAACUUAAAUCCA